Messenger RNA from Sinocyclocheilus anshuiensis, 6530 nucleotides. RefSeq names its product neuralized-like protein 4. Gene Ontology annotation, molecular function: ubiquitin protein ligase activity. Lineage: Eukaryota; Metazoa; Chordata; Actinopteri; Cypriniformes; Cyprinidae. The record is from RefSeq and is a predicted model, not a curated record. Bases 22 to 4785 code for a protein of 1587 amino acids. The transcript has 29 exons.
CACCGCGCCGCCCGUGCGAAGAUGGCGGCUGAGCUGCAUUCGCGCAGCGGAAAACUGAUCGGUUUGUCGAACUCCAACCGAACCGCUCAACGGAAUCAGCCGGUACAGGAAUUCAACCACGGCUUGGUCCUGAGUCGGGAGCCGCUGCGGGACCGAGAUGUCUUCACUGUCCGCAUCGACAAGAAGGUGAAUUCGUGGAGCGGUUCUAUAGAGAUCGGAGUGACUGCGCUGGACCCAGCCGGUCUAGAAUUUCCCAGCAGUGCCACAGGCCUGAAGGGGGGCUCGUGGAUCGUGUCCGGCUGCUCUGUGCUAAAGGACGGCCGCUCAGUCCUGGAGGAGUACGGUCGUGACCUGGACCAGCUGGGGGAAGGGGACCAUGUGGGGAUCCAGCGGAAUGGGAAAGGAGAGCUGCAUCUGUGGGUGAACGGGCAGGACUGUGGCACGGCGGCAAGUGGACUUCCUUCCCGUUUAUGGGCCGUGGUGGACCUCUAUGGGAAGUGUACCCAAGUGACUGUGGUAAGCUGUGAACCCCCACCUGAAAUGGAUGGUGAAGAGGAUGAAGAGGUGGAGGAUGAGAUUGUGUCGACGCAAGCGGUGUCCAUAAUGGCAGAUGCUUGCCGUAGCCACGAUGAUAGGGCUGGAGCUAUCAUGCUGUCUGCAGCUGGUGCUACAACAGCCAUGAUGAAUGGAUCAGCAGAGGAAGUGCCUGAGGUGUCAAGGGCGCACAGUCGGCCCGACAAAUUUCCAAACAACUUUGAGCCUGAUAGUGUUUUGACUGAGCAUCAGUUAUUUGAUGUGUUCAACAAUGCCAUUGUCUCUCUGUAUCGUUCUGAGGAUGAGGGUGGAGAGGACUUGGGGGUGGGAGGGGGAGGCUCUGACUCCUCGAGGGGCGGCACAGGAAGUAGCGGUGGAGGCCGAGGAACAGGAAGUGACAGUGGCAUUGGUGGCGGAGGGACAGGUGGAGGCAGUAGCAGCAAUAGCAGCCCAGCGGGGAGCUCUGGUGGGGUGGCGGGACUGGGGGUGGCCGGUGGCGGCAUGACAACCAAUGACGCGCUGCUGUUCCAUGAGAAGUGUGGCACGCUGAUCAAACUAAGCAACAACAAUAAGACAGCAGAAAGGAGGAGACCGCUGGAUGAGUUCAAUAACGGAGUCGUCAUGACCAAUCGACCACUCAGAAACAACGAAAUGUUUGAGAUUCACAUUGACAAACUCGUGGAUAAAUGGUCUGGUUCCAUUGAGAUUGGAGUGACAACCCACAACCCAAAUAAUCUUGACUACCCUGCAACAAUGACCAAUUUACGUUCAGGCACAAUCAUGAUGAGUGGCUGUGGGAUUUUAACCAAUGGGAAGGGGACUCGUCGGGAAUACUGUGAAUUCAGCCUGGAUGAACUCCAGGAGGGAGAUCACAUAGGGCUGAUGAGGAAAGUCAGUGGAGCUCUGCACUUCUACAUUAAUGGCAUUGACCAGGGGGUUGCAGCCAAUCAGACCCCUGGUGUAGUGUAUGGAGUGGUGGAUCUCUAUGGCAUGGCAGUAAAGGUCACCAUCAUCCACAACCAUAACCACAGUGACCGUUUACGCCGCAACAAUGCAAUCAUGAGGGCGCUGUCACCUGACGUGGGCCGUCCUCGACCUGCUCUCUCAUUGACCCCUGAGCCUGAUGUCCCAGAGCGCUUGCUAUUCCAUCUAAACUGUGGGCAGAAGGCUGCAAUCAUCAGCGAUGGCCGCACUGCUUUACGGCCUCAUGCGACGGAUGACUUCAACCAUGGCGUUGUGCUUAGCAAUCGUCCGCUGCACUCCAAUGAGGUUUUCCAGGUGCGCAUCGACAAAAUGGUGGACAAAUGGGCGGGCUCUAUAGAGAUUGGCGUGACGACUCAUAACCCCGCCUACCUUCAGCUGCCGUCAACCAUGACCAACCUGCGCUCAGGAACCUGGAUGAUGACAGGAAAUGGUGUCAUGCACAACGGAACUACAAUUCUUGAUGAAUACGGGCACAAUUUGGACCGUCUAAAAGCUGGAGAUACAGUGGGAGUUGUCCGAAAGGAGGAUGGAAGUUUGCAUUUCUUUGUGAACGGAGUGCCUCAAGGCCCUGCGGCCUGGAAUGUUCCGCCCAGUGUGUAUGCAGUGGUAGACCUGUAUGGACAGGCUGCCCAGGCCACCAUCAUGGAUGAUAUGGCUGACCUCCCUCCCUUGCCUGAUGACAGCUCUGAGGGCCCUACUGCCAUGUCUCCUGGUAGCCCAUGUUCAGUUUCAGGAGCUACAGCUGCUAAUGACUUGCGCUUUCAUCAGCUGCACGGCACAAACGCAGUCAUCACCAACGGUGGCCGAACGGCACUCAGGCAGAACUGCCGCAGCGAGUUUAAUGAUGCCAUUGUUAUUUCAAACAGGUGCCUUCGGGAUGGAGAGCUCUUUGAAAUUGUAAUUCAGAAAAUGGUGGAUCGCUGGUCAGGCUCAAUAGAAGCAGGAGUAACCGCAAUCAGACCAGAAGAACUGGAGUUCCCUAAUACAAUGACUGACAUUGACUAUGACACCUGGAUGUUGAGUGGCACAGCGAUCAUGCAGGAUGGGAAUACCAUGAGGAAUAACUACGGCUGUGACUUGGACUCUCUGACCACAGGCUCCAGGAUUGGGAUGAUGCGUAAAGCUACUGGAGACCUGCAUUACUUCAUCAACGGCCUUGACCAGGGUGUAGCUUGUACCGGGCUGCCACCAGAAGUAUAUGCUGUGAUCGAUCUUUAUGGUCAGUGUGUGCAAGUGUCCAUUACAAGUUCAUCGGGGCCACUGGAUAACAGUCUGUGUACCAGUAACAUCACAGAGAAGAGCUUCCCUAUACACUCUCCUGUGGCAGGGGUUGCCCAUCACCUGCACAGCAAACAUGGUAAGAAUGUGGUGUUAUUAGGAGACGGUUGUCAAGCACUGAGGGUCGAUGGAUAUGCCCAUGGAAUUGUGUUUAGCGCAAAGGAGCUCAAGACAAAUGAGGUGUUUGAGGUUAAAAUUAACAAGGUAGAUGACAGAUGGUCCGGUUCCCUUCAUGUGGGUUUGACCACCCUGCAGCCCCCUGACCUACCAUCCUGCCCGCUCAGUGGCCUCUCUCCUUCGCUUACCCAGCUCAGGUCAAAGGUCACCUGGGUCCUCGCCGGCUCUGAGGUCAGGCGGAACGGAGUGCUACAGAGACAGAACUAUGGAUGCUCUCUGGAUCGACUCACGGUGGGAAAUCGCGUUGGGGUGAAGAGAUGCAGUGAUGACACCAUGCACAUCCUAAUUGAUGGAGAAGACAUGGGACCAGCAGCCACUGCAGUGGCGAAGAACGUGUAUGCUGUUUUGGACCUGUAUGGAAAGGUGACAGCCGUGUCCAUCGUCAGCUCCACGCUAGUUGAGGAUUCAGAAAGUGUGAAAGCUCCCUCGCUCUCGCCCGACAGCUGCAGAGAGGGAGAGGAGGACAGCACUCCUGUCAGAGAGUGUGAGAAUGAGCCUGCCCUGGUGCCCACGGUCAUGACUUUUUUGGAGAAUCAUGGAAAAAAUAUCCAGCUGUCCAAUCAGAACCUGACUGCCGCCCGGGUGUCCAGCUACAACCAGGGUCUUUUGGUCACAGCUCAAGCUUUGCCGCGCCAGCAGCUAUUCCAGUUUCAGAUAGACCGUCUGAAUUCAUCAUGGACGUCCUCCCUAUCGCUGGGUGUGAUUGGUCAUUCGCCAGACCGCCUCAACUUCCCUUCCACAGCUUGCUGCCUUAAGCGCUCAGUCUGGCUACUGCAACGAGACUCUGUUUUUCACAACUCGUUGAAGAUUUGUGAGAACUAUGGUCCUAACCUGGACACCUGUCCUGAAGGGACCAUUUUGGGGCUGUUGGUGGACAGCAGUGGUUGCCUCCAUCUGUUUGUUAACGGCAUGGAUCAGGGCAUAGCAGCCCAGGACAUCCCAAGCCCCUGUUACCCCCUUAUUGACCUUUAUGGCCAGUGUGAACAGGUCACUAUAGUGACAAAUCAUGUGUCUGUGGUUGGCGGGGAGAGAGGAGACAUGCGUUGUCAAGGGGACAUGGAGAAGGCUGAUAUGGUGGAUGGUAUAAAGGAGAGUGUCUGCUGGACACCUCCACCAGAGGUCAACCCCAAUAAGACGUGCGAGUACCAGGCGCUAUGUUCCAGAUUCAAAGAACUGCUCGCACUGCCAGAUGGUUAUUUUAAUGAGGAUGCUAAGUACAACCUGUGUUACUGUGAGUCCUGUCACAAACUAAGGGGUGAUGAGGCCUAUUACAAGCGAGGGGAGCCUCCCAGAGACUACGCUCUGCCAUUUGGCUGGUGCCGCUUUGCACUCCGAAUCAAGACCCACUGUGAAGUCUCCAAUGCCUUCAAGAAGUGGCAUAUUGCGUACCAUGGCACUAGUGUCGGCUCACUUAGAUGCAUACUGGACCACAACCAACUCUUGUCAGAAUCGUCCUCCAUUUUCUCCUUGUCCCCGGUGAAGACAGAGGAUCACGGCAGCUAUGGGGAGCCCGAGGAGAACAGUGCCCCAGAGCGAGAGAUUCCCCGUGUGCAGCUUUCUCCAACCAUGCGCUACUCUGGCCUGGAGGUCUUUGCCCCCAAAGUGCAAUUCCGAGACCCACGUUCCCUCCGCUGUCACCAGGCCCAGGUGGGCUUCCAGGUGUGUGUGCGGCCAGGCUCCUACAAAGUGGGCCCGACUUCACUGGGAAUCAGCGAGCCUCUUGAUCCUCGAUUCAGCAAUGCAGAAAUCGAAUGGAUCACCAAGGAAAAGGGAGGCACGCUUCUGUACGGCCUGCUCAUAAGGGUGGAGUAAAAACAGACUCGAGUGAGGAUAUUGGCAUCAUCUUCCUCGCUAUAAACCCCCCUCAGGCGUUGAGGAUUAAGCAUUGUUUCGCUGCCCAAACUCAUUCAUCUCUGCAUGUUUCAGACAUACUUUUGUGUUUAUUCUGUUUUGAAGGAGGGUGAUGAUAAUCCCCAGAGACAAAGACACUGCCUGCACUUUAUGUUUCGGACACUGGUGGGUGAUUUUUAGUCUUUCUCAUUAAAUUCACUAACUCGGCAAGCUCUCCAUUAUUUUUUCGGUCUCUUCAUACAUCUAAAGCUAUGUCUCACCCUGUCAGUUUUUGCUUUGAGAGCCUGUUGUUCUCACAGAAAUAAAACUGGACUGAAGCAACACAGAGGCACCAAUUCAUAGCACAACCCUGGAUUUAUACUCAUGUUUUUCUUAAGACUUGCAACGGACAAAUCAGCCUGGAAAUAACCAAGACCUGUUUCAACGACAAUGUCAACAAGAUCAAGGAUGCAGCAAAAUCACCUAAUCAGGAAGAAACUGUUAUUUCAUCGCUUUCCUUGUUUACUUAUUUUCCAGAUUCUGCUCUAUAUUUGGUUCUUAUAGCUGUGUAUUUAUUCACAAAUGACAACAAACAGUGUUUAGUUGAAUGCAAAGUGGAUAAAAUGGCUACAUAAAGACAGGAAGGCAAGAAAUUUAUGUUUUUUUUCUUCUUCUUGUGAAUACACGUAUAACUGUAACAAUCUAUGGAGUGAAACUCGCAUCUCUUCAUACCACUAAAAUCACUUCAUGUGACCCAAAUUGUGACAAACAUGCAUAGUUUAACUGGAUGGAUACAUACAAACAGAAGCACUCUAAAAUAUCUGAAGAAGAGAGUUUAAGAAGCUAUAUGUGUAUUUGUGUGUCUGUUUUGGCCAAAUGUGUGUCUCAAAUUGCCCAUUAUUUAAGGUCAGUCACCUGUCUUAUGUUUAAAAUGCUUCACUGCUUUAGAUGUUGUUUACACAUGGGUUAACUUCUGUUCUGAAGUAACGUGUGCUGUUGGGCCCAUUUGUUUACUCACAAACUUUAGUGUAAGAACCAGGAUGCAAGUGUUUCUGAAAUUAAUGGUGGCAGGUACAAAAACUGAAUGGAAAGGUCUGUUUAUGUUCUGCGUUCAAUAUCAAACAAGAAGGACUGUUUAUUCAGCUAUCAGGUAGAUGUGCCUAGACUCAUGGGGAAUUGUGGGAAUUAAAGUCGUCUACUGGUAUACCUGACCCCAGAAUUGGUGUUUACACUGGGAAUGUGAUUUGUUUUUAAUAGAUUGUUUACUUCAUGCUAGGUAUAUUGCCAUUUUUUGUAUUCUCUUAUGACUAAGAUUGCACAAAUGUAAGCCCUUGCUGGAAAAACGAUGACAAAAAAAUCAACUCUUUUGAUUGUAUCUAGACUUACAGUACCCUCUGUGAAGGCAUAUCUCUAUCCAUUUUUUUUUUAUUUUUUUUUAUUUUGUUGCCAAUAUGACAUACUUGAGUGUACAUUUUGCAUUAGCAAUCCCGCUUUAUUGCCAAGGGCGAUGUCUGAAUGAAUGCUUGCUAUGUAGAUCGGAAAAUGUGAAAAUACAGGGUUUGUGUCGGCCCAUUGCUGCUUUUCAGUUGUUUGUAUUAUUUGUUUAUGUUUGUGUUCUUUUUAUGUCUUUACGUUGUGUUGUACAGCCUGUUACAUAACACUAACAUUACCUUCCUGGUUUGUAAGAAAAUAAAAAUCCAAAAAAGAGACAAUUAUGCACAUGGAAA